CGUCUGUGUUGACACUGGACGGAUAUGCGGCGAUGCUCUUGCGUGCGAAAGCGUUUGCAGCGAUCUCUGAGCAGCUCCGGAGAGAUUUCGCCUCGGAUGAGAGAUUAGGAGGAAGAGGAAGUGCGACCAGCAUCAGAAGCAAAAAAAAAGCUGUCUUUUGCUCCAUCGCGUCUCCUCGGUGGCAGCGGCCCGUCGAUUCUCAGAGGAAGCCGGGGGCUGGAUUUGAAAUGUCGCAGGGAUGUGUUGAGGGCUUGAUGUUGAAAGGAGAAAGAGGAGGAGAGAGGUGGAGAGAGCUCUCCCUGGCCCAGGAGAGGUUUUAAUUAGACCUUUGCAAAAACCAGUGCCGUCUGUGGUCGGAAGGUGAUGGCAGUGCUGACUGAGCUUCACCACUGCUACUACCCAUUCCUACUGAUGGACACUCCUCUACUGCGCGCCUGAGCCUGCACUCAGCGCUGCCUUCUUCCCCUCCUCUCCUUCUGCCUCACCUUGCUCAUUUCCCACCUCUUCCUCCACCCUCCUCAUCUAGCUGCCACUUACUUCCCCCCACACGUCUCCCCCUAAUAUUCUAUCCAUUUCACCCACGUUUGAAUCUCACCAUACCUCUACAAUCUUUAUUAUGGCGUGCUGUGGACGCUCACUGGACUCCCCGUGCACACUAGCCUUGCUGGUGGGCUUCCAGUUUGCCUUUGUUCUCUAUUUCUCCCUCGGGGGCUUCAGAGGCCUGGUGUCUGUCCUGGUGCACACCACAGAGCCGGAGUUUGAUUACUCGAAACCUCACGAUGUCUAUACCAACCUCAGUCACCUGGGAGUGCCGCCUCCCCCGCCUCGUAACUCUGGCACUGGACCCCCUGCCACAGGACCACCACUGAGAGACUGCCAGAUCCCCUCCCCACUGCUGGUUGGACCUGUGUCUGUUCAUCUCUCCUCUCCUCUGUCUCUGGAGGAGAUCAGACAGAGAAACCCAUUAGUAAUGCCAGGUGGACGCUACCGGCCUCCAGACUGUGAGCCGCGCCACCACACUGCGAUAGUGGUGCCGUACAGGAACCGGCAGACCCACCUUCGUGCCCUCCUCUACCACCUCCACCCCUUCCUGCAAAGACAGCAGAUCCACUACAGCAUCUAUAUUGUACAGCAGUGGGGUAACGGUACCUUUAACCGAGCCAAGCUGCUGAAUGUCGGGGUGCGGGAGGCCCUCAGAGAUGAAGACUGGAGCUGCAUCUUCCUGCACGAUGUUGACCUGCUACCUGAGAAUGACCACAACACCUACACCUGCCACAAACAGUUCCCCACACACCUGUCUGUGGCCAUGGACAAGUUCAGAUACAGGCUGCCGUACCCACAGUAUUUUGGUGGGGUGUCUGCCGUGACCCCUGACCAGUACAUGAAGAUGAAUGGCUUCCCAAACCAGUACUGGGGCUGGGGUGGAGAGGAUGAUGAUAUUGCUGCCAGAGUUCGUCUGUCUGGCAUGAAGAUCAUGCGCCCUCCAGUGGCCAUUGGCCAUUACAAGAUGAUCAAGCAUAAAGGAGACAGAGGCAAUGAACAAAACCCACGCAGAUUUGACCUUCUGAAAAGGACCAGGCUCAACUGGCGCUCUGACGGCCUCAACUCUCUUACUUACGAGCUCCUUUCCAGGGAGCUGGAGCCUCUCUACACCAACCUCACCGUCGACAUUGGAGAGGACCCCCGUCUGCCCCAGCUGAAAGCACCAAUCCCUGUGAAAGCUACAACCCCUGUCCACCAACGUAGCACCAGCAAGACUGGCGGGGGCACAGCCAAACAGGAGAAGAAGCAAGACAGCCAAGGGGCAAAUGUGACUGUGGCCAAACCGGCUGCUGAAAAAAUAGAAAACGACCAGUCAAAGGCAGCAAAUCAUACAACACCGGAGAAGACAGGUGUGGUGAAAUAGGAUGAGGUGUUUAAGAAAAGGACUGCAUCCCAUCUGUAGCAUAAAGUGGCUUCCCCCUUCAUUUUGAGCUGAAAGACAAAAUGGAGGAGAGCAGUGUAGAUCUGUUCUGCUGCGGGACAUAAAGUACACUAGCUUUCUGUGCUCAGUGCAGGUUAGGGGUAGUUAUGCAAUGGAUCAAAAGAAGAAGCCUCUUUUGUCUACAGGGGUGCAUUCACGACUGAGUCACCUCUUGGUUUAUCAUCCGCUGAAUGUGACUCUGGCUCCAGCGACUGACACAAGUCUGCCCCUCAUGACUUAUUUGGGGCCAGAAGAGGAGUGGUGAACGACUCAGCCGUAUUCACAUAGAGGUCCAAGACAAACUAAAUAAAAAUGAGACAGCAACUAUAUAAAUCUCUGCUCUUACCCAGACAUCGCAAGUCGUAAGCAACCCAUCUGCUGCCAGCAGACCUGCAGCUUCAUCCAGUUUGCUCUCCAAAAAACUGCUGCUGUCAGUCCACCCCACUCCACGGUGGGUUUGUGUUUCUGUGCCUUCUCUCUUUUAUGCGUAUUUUAUAGACUGGUAUAGUUGCUUUUAGAUGCUGACCCGGGGUUAAUUUUACCUCUCCUGCCUCGCAGGCAAAUGUAAGAAAGCAGGGAGGCUAAAGCUGAUCCUAGAUCAGGACAAAUGAUCUGUCCCAGGACUGCCGUUUUUAUAUCUGUGUGCAUUGAUCAAGCGCUGACCAACUCCAUAGUUAUCAGACAAUUCUAGAGUUUAUAUUUAUAUAGAGAGACUUCUUUAUUUGUUUACAGAUUUGUUUUACUUCCUUACAGUCUGGUGCCUCUCUCUCUCUCUCUCUCUCUCUCUCUCUCUCUUUCUCUCUCUGUCUGUCUAUCUCUCUCUAUCUAUCUAUCUCUGACAUUUAGUUCCUAGACAAUCAAAUCAUACAAGAAGAAAACUGUGUAUCCAACCACAUAACAAUGUGAGGAAAUAUUAUCAUGAUGACUAUCAUUACACCUGUCAGAUAAACAUAGACAUGGCAUGAUAGUUGUUGUCUAGUUUGACUAUACUCUUGAUACAUGGAUAGACCUGUGAUAUUAUCUGUGAUUUUAUUAUUUUUCUUUUAGAUUAGUCAGGUACGAAAAAAAAACAAAUUGCAGACAAUAUUGUAGGCACGCGAUUACACAUUUGCCAGUUUCAGAUUGUAUUUUAAUAAUAAUAAUAAUAAUAAUAAUAAUAAUAAUAAUGAUAAUAAAAAUGGUCAUAGUUAUGAUAAAGCACUGUGUAUAGAUCUAUGUCAGCUUUUUACUAGAAGGCCCUGACAUCUUCACAGAGGGUCUCAGUAUAUUAUGAAAGACCCUGGUACAUCUAAAGCUAUAAAUGAUAUAAAUACUUGUCUCUCACAUUUAUAUUUUGAACAAGAGGAGACAAGGAGGAGGGACAUUUUAUUCUGAGGGCUAACAAAUUAGGACAUGCAUGUUGCUUAUUUGUUUUGACAGAUCAAUUAUCAUAUCCUCUGCAUCUGUCAGACAUGUUGUUCCCAUAUCAUUCAUUUGGAAUGUAUUAUUUUGAGUUUUGGACGAAGGGAGUUUAUCAGGUGAGCUUGAGGACUUGAAUCUGAUCACUUGUAUGAAAUUGGAUUUCUUGCUGCUACGUGACUAUAGGGAAAUGGUUAACUAUAUGAUUAAUCAGCUUGAAAAAUGCCACUAAUAUUCUGCUGUUGAGUUGUGUUCUAUCGUACUAACAAGUAAUGUAUUACUGCUGAUUUGAAUGUAUUUAAUUUAUUAAUUUAUUUAUUGAUUCACUGGUAGAGCAAAAUGUGUUUAAGGGUUGACACACCCUUCUCCAUUGUAGAGCAGAUUAUCCUUUUAUUGUGUCUCCAUGUUUCUUUUGUUAACAUGUGCCUCAUGCGAUAAGCCCAUGUCACUGUAGGACUGAAGGCUGGGUUAUGUGUGACCGCCCUCAAGUGGCACAGAGCGGCAUAGCGUCAGCUGAGAGGAACCAAGGACUGAAUGAAACUGCAGUGCUGUGACAUGAAUGUUAAUCAUUAAUGUUGGCCAUUCACAGGUUUCAGCCAAUCAUCUCUUUGCAUUGCUCUGUGUGGAGGGUUUGCGUAGCAUCACAUGAUUGAUCCUGGCAGUUUAAAGGUGUAGAGCAACUCCCUGAAUUUCACUGGUUUAUAGAACCAAAAGCUACAUGGCAAUUGUUUAUGAAUGGAUCUAGUUUUAUAGAAGGAAUCUAUGUUUAUGUAUGAUGAAAUAUUACCUGUUUCAAACAAAGAGUGCUGUGCAAACCUCCGUCUCCACAGUGAGAGAUAAUUAGGCCCAUUUUCUUAGCUUUAUAUAACAUAAUAGUUUAGUUGCAUAUCAAUAGAUAAUGUAUCCUCCAUAUAUCAUAUUGCCUGGGACAAUGCCUGUUAUGACAUGAAGCAGUAACGCACUGAAAGCUUUUAAGGACGUUAUGUAAUCUCUGCAGAUUAAUCAGCAUACUGUGUGCUUACCUGGAGAUUGUUCUAUAUUUAAUAAAUAGGCUAGUUUUUAUAAAGGAUGUUUUCGCAUAAACGUGUUGGAAAUAUAUACUAUGUAGUUGAAUGCAAAUUCAGUAAAAAGGAUUGGGACUUUAUGGUCACAUUUUUUUUAUUUAAAGAGUUUAUUUGAUCAUGGGUUCAUUCUAUCAUUAAACACAUAGGUUGGAGGAGUGCAAAUGUGCUUGUCGAGAACCACCUGAAUAGAGAGAUGGGAUGUUUAUGUAUUCAUGGAAAUGAGACGAAAUGGAUUACAUCACUUCUAAUUAAGGAACAUGACAUUUGCAACAUGUGGUCAUCUCAGGUUGCCUUAUUUAAUGACCUUGCGUGGGGAUUAAAGGUUAUGUGUUCAUGUGUGCGCUUGUGUAGAGAGCAAGGUCAUCAAAAAAGGCAACAGAUGCAGUGGACUAUGAUGGAUGGUGUUGUGACAGAAAGCAAAUGUGUACAUUAAU
Plectropomus leopardus (leopard coralgrouper) is the source of this 4859-nucleotide messenger RNA. It is a transcript of the gene b4galt3, whose product is annotated as beta-1,4-galactosyltransferase 3. Gene Ontology annotation, molecular function: galactosyltransferase activity. Gene Ontology annotation, biological process: galactosylceramide biosynthetic process; carbohydrate metabolic process. Gene Ontology annotation, cellular component: Golgi apparatus. NCBI's taxonomy places the organism in Eukaryota, Metazoa, Chordata, Actinopteri, Perciformes, Serranidae. The record is from RefSeq and is a predicted model, not a curated record.